Messenger RNA from Emiliania huxleyi CCMP1516, 1254 nucleotides. RefSeq lists its product as hypothetical. The coding region runs from base 1 to 1254 and encodes 417 amino acids. NCBI's taxonomy places the organism in Eukaryota, Haptophyta, Isochrysidales, Noelaerhabdaceae. The record is from RefSeq and is a predicted model, not a curated record. The transcript is spliced from 6 exons.
AUGAGCCAAUCGGACAGGGCCUCCGCCGGCCGCAAGGAUGAGCUGCGGAAGGAGGCCGCGCGCAAGCUUGAGGCGGCGAGGACCGACAACCGCCAGUGGCGGCACGAGCUCGCCAAGCGUGAAAAGCAGCUGCAGCACGAGAAGGAGCGCAGCGAGAUGCACGCGGCGGCGGAGCGCGGCCGGUACGCGGCGGCGCUGGCGGCGGAGCGGAGCGCCGCGGCCGAGGCGCAGCGGCAGCUGGCGGCAGAGGAGCAGCGGCUGCGCACCGUCUCCCGCGAGGUCUCGGCGAUCCGCGGGAUGAUUGCGGCGGCGCAGCGGGAGCUGGGCGAGGUGGAGGCGCGGAGCCGGCAGGAGGAGGACGAGGAGGCCGCCCAGCUCCUCGAGCAGCGGCGCGACUACCACCAGCGGCUCGAGGCGCUGCGAGGCGGCGGCGCCGUCCGGCGGCGGCCGGCAGCGCCACCAGCGCCACCGGCGCUCGCGGGGCCGUCGCCGAUGAAGCAGCUGUGUGGUCCGCUCAGCGGCGGCGCGGCGACCGGCGGCAACGGCGCGCUGGUGGCGAGCGGGCGGCUGUCGGCGAAGGCGGCCGAGGCGGCCGUGUGGGCGGAGCGGCAGGGCUUGCCGACGGUCUGCCGGGAGACCGGCUCCUUCUCCCCCCACCUCACGCUGGCCGCGGUCGGCUGCGCGCUCUCGCACCGCGCAGCGUGGGAGAGACUGGCGCGCUCAAGCAGCGAGUGGGCGCUUCUCCUCGAGGACGACGUCGAGGCGCUCGCGCCGUCCUUCCACCGCAAGCUCGGCGCCGUGCUGCGCAAGUUGCGAGAGCUGAGUCGAGGCCGCUGGCAGCUCUGCUACCUCGGCUACCACGAGUCGUCGGGCGAGCUGCUGCCGAGGGACGUCGAGCCGCGGCUGAUGGAGGCGUCCGGGCAAUCUCGUGCCGCAGGGGCGAGGCUGGCGUCAGGCGGCGGCUCGCUCACCGGCCUCUUCGGCUACCUGCUCACAAAGGCGGCGGCGGAGGAGCUGCUUGCCGACCCGGCGCUUUUCCCGCUCCGGAUGCAGGUCGACGUCGCGCUCGGGCAGCGGCGGUGGCCGCGCAGCUCGCGCUUCGCGCUCUCGCCCGACGCGGUGCUCCUCACCUCGCCCCGCUCGGAGGACGGCGCGUGCGACACCGACGUGCAGACGCUCGGCGAGCGGGGCGUCUCCGCGCACGCCGCGCUGCCCGCCGACUGGCUACACGCGUCCGGCGCAAGGCUCAUGUAG